This is a messenger RNA of Staurois parvus, 1389 nucleotides long. The record is from the annotation of a GenBank genome assembly. NCBI's taxonomy places the organism in Eukaryota, Metazoa, Chordata, Amphibia, Anura, Ranidae.
AUGGCAGGCUGGGCUCCCCCUCGCCUGGAGGACUUUAUACUGACUGACAAGCUGGGUAGUGGCACCUAUGCCACCGUGUACAAGGCCUACAGGAAGCGGAACAUGCGGGAAGUGGUAGCUAUUAAAUGUGUCAGCAAGAAAAGUCUGAACAAAGCAUCUGUUGAGAAUCUCCUAACAGAAAUCGAGAUUUUGAAAACCGUUCAUCACCCCCAUAUACUGGAGCUCAAGGACUUCCAGUGGGACCGAGAUUACAUAUUUUUGAUCACUGAAUACUGUGCAGGAGGAGACUUGUCUCGCUUUAUACGAUCACGGAGAAUUCUUCCGGAGAAAAAAUUGUUCAAAUCUUUCUUCAGCAACUUGCUAGUGCUUUGAAGUUCUUAUAUGAAAGAAACAUUUCCCACUUGGAUUUGAAACCUCAGAACAUACUUCUCGGGAGUCUGGAUAGAUCACAUUUAAAGCUGGCAGAUUUUGGUUUUGCUCAGCACAUGAUAUCUCAGGAUGCGUCCCAGUCUCUGAGAGGAUCUCCACUUUACAUGGCUCCAGAGAUGAUCUGCAGUAGACAUUACGAUGCUCGGGUGGACCUCUGGUCUGUAGGAGUUAUUCUUUAUGAGGCACUUUUUGGGAGAGAGCACCAUUUGCAUCAAGAUCUUUCUCAGAACUGGAGGAGAAGAUACGAAGUGCCCAAUCUAUAGAGCUUCCUGCAAGGCCUCGGGUGUCCCCUGAAUGCCGGGAUCUCCUUCAGCGACUCUUGGAGAGAGACCCAGAUCAUCGUAUCUCCUUCCCAGACUUCUUCAACCACCGUUUGUAGAUUUGGAGCACAUGCCCUGUGCAGAAUCCUUACAGAAAGCUACAUCUCUGGUGGCUGAGGCAGUGGAGAAAGAUGGAGCAAGAGAUUAUUCAGCAGCACUCAGCUUGUACUGCCGAGCUUUGGAAUAUUUCGUCCCUUCUUUGCACUAUGAGACAGACAUUCGGCGGAAAGAAGCCAUACGCUCAAAGGUGUGUCAAUAUAUAUCAAGAGCGGAGGAGCUAAAGGUACUGGUAUCUUCUAGUAACAAGUCCCUGCUUCUUGAAGGCAUAUCUUCACGGGAACUUUUGAAAGAAAUGUCUCAGGACAAACCUCGUCUGUUUGCUGCUUUAGAUGUGGCUUCAGCUGCUGUUGCAAAGGAUGAGGAGGGAGUAGCUGCUGAUGCGCUGGACCUCUACCAGCAGUGUCUUGGGGAGCUCAUAUUAAUGUUAAGUGCUGAACCAGUUGGAAGGAGAAGGGAAUUACUACAUGCUGAAAUUCAAACACUAAUGAAGCGUGCAGAAUUUUUAAAAGAGCAGAUGAAGACUACUGACUGGAAGAAUGAUUCUCUGGGAAAUGAGAUGUUGUCAGAGUCUGUGCGGGGA